AUGGCGGCGCCCAUGUGUAAUGCGCCGGGCCUCUGGCUGCGAUGCCGCGGGCGGCGGCGUGUCGGCGGUCUCUUUACUCUCGUCUCAAAGCCAUUUUGUUCGGCCGCUGCUGCGCCUGGGACCCUGAGUGCCCAGCGAUUAGCGGAGAAGCUUCGAGCCCAGAAACAGGAACAGAAGACGAAGAAGCAGCUGGCGCCCACUAGCCCUCUUCAGCGGAGAGUGCACGAACUGGUGCGGUUCACACAGCAGCUGCAGCGAGUCCACCCCAACGUGCUUGCCAAGGCGCUGAGCCGCGGCGUUCUGCACCAAGACGAGGAUCUCGUGGUCAUCAAUAAACCCUACGGUCUCCCUGUGCAUGGUGGCCCUGGGGUCCAGCUCUGCAUCAGUGAUGUAUUGCCUAUCCUGGCAAAGAUGCUUCAUGGCCACAAGGCAGAGCCCUUGCAUCUGUGCCACCGGCUGGACAAGGAGACUACAGGUGUAAUGGUGUUGGCCAGGGAGAAGGAAGUGGCACAUCAAGUCCAAGAGUUGUUUAGAACCCGUCAGGUGGCAAAGAAGUACUGGGCCAUCACUGUGCGCGUCCCGGUGCCCUCAGCAGGAGUCGUGGAUAUCCCGAUCACCGAGAAAGCGGUGCAGGGUCAGCAGCAGCACUACAAGAUGACGCUGUCUCCAGACUACCGCAUGGACAAUGGGAAGAUGGUGAGAGUACGCAGCAACUGGAACGCACAUAUUGCCGUGACUCAGUACCAUGUGCUGAGCAGCACUCUGUCCUCCGCCCUCGUGGAGCUCCAGCCUAUUACCGGAAUAAAACAUCAGCUUCGAGUUCAUCUGUCUUUUGGAUUGAAUUGCCCAAUCCUUGGUGAUCACAAAUACUCAGACUGGAAUAAGCUGGCCCCCCAGAAGCUGUCUCUUGGUACCCUCAAGAAGCUAGGGCUGCAACAGACGAAGGCCCGCCACCUCCCCCUUCACCUGCACGCCCGCCAGCUGAUCCUGCCAGCCCUGGGGUCCAGGAAGGAGGAACUCAGCUUGGUUUGCAAGCUUCCUCGCUUCUUUGUACUCUCCCUGAGACGCCUGGACUUACAGAUGCCAAGUCAGGAUCAAAAUGGGGACGAUGAAGCUGGACAUCUGAGAGCACAAUGAAGACCUCUGGGCAGUUUGGCCGUGAAUCCUUCCCUUUGUUUAAUGAACUUUGCUCACUUCUGACUUGGCACAGACUCCAGAAGACCCAGGUGUGGCAAGUGGAAGAAACCUAGCUGCUUCUGGACACUAAAUUCCAUUUGCUGAGACUUUGGCCACACUCUGGAAGAGCCUGCGGGAAGUAUCCCUGCCUCAGAGUCUCCUCGCCCAGAUGGAAGGGAGCCGAGGACCAGGCAGAUGGGGUCAGUGAUUGGAAAAGGAGAAGCUACAGCACAGAGUCUGUGCUCAGAACCAUUUAUAUCCAACAAUAAAGCUCUUGAUCUUUCAGGAAGGUUCCUAUGGUUGGAGAGGCACGAUGGUUAUCUAACUGCUAGAGAGAUUCAGAAGCAGUACGUCACUGUCCUUAUGGACACUCAGGACCUAUUAGCCAACCUCUCUGCUCCUGUUCAGUCUUGGAUUUUGUGGACCCCUAUCUAGAAGCAGGAUUCUCUCCAGCUGCAGCACGGACGCCUGCCAAGAGGUGUUCGAUAAGCAAGCAAAGGAGAUGUGUAAAUGGCAGGCCGGUGUGAGGCCCUGGUGGGGAGCACAGUGUCCACAGAGGGCAGUUGUUAGCUCUAGCUGGGUGUGGCUCUGCGGAAGCAGCUUUUCUCUUUUUUCAGUCAGGAAACCCAGAUAGAGUUGAGCCCUGAACAGCAUUGAGGGGGUUGGGCGCACCGACCCCCCUGCAUAGUCACAAGUCCUUGUAUAACUUUUGACUCUCCCAGAACUUAACUACCAAGAGCCUACUGUCAACCGAAAGCCUUGCCAAUGACAUGAGCAGUUGAUUAGCAUGUAUUUUGUAUGUUAUAUAUAUAUUAUGUGCUGUAUUCUCACAGUAAAGUCAGCUAGAGAAAAGAAAAUGUUAUUAAAAUCAUAAGGGGGCCCCUGGGUGGCUCAGUUGUUUGGCACAGGUCGUGAUCUGGGGUCCUGGAUUCAAGUCCUGCAUCGGGCUCUCUGCUCAGCAGGGAGUCUGCUUCUCCCUCUCCUUGUACCCCUUCACCCCACUUGUGCUCUCUCUGGGUAUCUUUCUCUCUCAAAUAAAAUCUUUUAAAAAGAAUCGUAAGGAAGAGAGAACACAUUUACUCUACUAUAUUUAUUGAAGAAAAUCCAUGUAUAAAUCCAUGUAUAAGUGACCUGCACAGUUCAAACCCACGUUGUAGGUGGAUCAGCUAGUAGCUGUACUUACAUGAAAGCUCCAAGUACAUUGCUCACUAAAAUGUGUAAAAAAUAGCUGUCCCCAAACUCAGGAGGUUACCAAGUCUGCCCUGUUUCCCUCUAGAACCCCUCUGAGGACAUGUUUUCCUCUUUAACCUCACUACCUCUUCCUGAGAAUCAGCUUCACUCCCUCCCUUCAACUAGGAUAGGAUAGUUCCCCCCAGAGACCAAACACAGAGGGAGUGUUGAGACCUUCCCCAGGUCCCUCAGAGCAGGGCAGGCUGGUUCUUAACUAGGACAGGGACACUGCAAAACACACCCUGAAGUUUCCUCAGUCCGCCCCCCUAGGCUCUCCGGCUUCCGGGCUGCUUUUAGCUAGAGUGCCUUGUAGGAUAUACAAAGACAAACCUUAUAUCCGUUCUUGCAGAGCAUGCCACGGGGAUGCGCACUCUAUCCCAGUGGGAUGGAAAGUGCUGCUUGGUGCAGUGUAAUUCCAACAUUAAUGGCCCGGGGACAGGUCACACACACAGCUUAGGGCACAGUGCUUCACAAGACUCCUCUCCAGACACCAGCUGCAAGCUCAGGCAUUCCAGACGACCCCCCACCCUUCUGACCAGUCUAAGGGAGGAAUGUUUUCCUCAAUCUGUACUGGCGUUCAAGGGAUACAAGACCACCUGGCUCCAGGUUCAGACCAGGUUCAGCCCAAAGGCAGAGAGCGGUGGGGAGACAAGACAGGAAUUCACCCGGGAAGACGGGGCUGACGUCACAAAGCCUGUCUCUCUGAAGUGCCGAAAAUACUUUCAGGUUUAUAUAAGGAAAAUAUGGGACAGAGGUCAGUGGGUACGUGCAGGUGGGCAGUGAAGGGUCAGGUGGAUCAUUUGGGGUCAGUCACGUGGGGUCUUGCUGGUGUCAGGACAUUUGUCACUGCUUGGGCGUGGGAGUAUUCUUGGUUCCCAUCAGGGGAUGCUUUGCCCGCAGGGGUCCUUUGUCUGAGUUCAGAGAUAAGCUGGAAAAAAUCAAGAAAUACCAGUUGAGGUCGACAUAGAGGUAGCAGCCCUCUUUCAAACCCCAGUCCCCGACUGGGUCUAAAAAUUAAACUGAUAAAAUAAUAGGAGAUAAACAUAUAAAUGUGUGUGAUGUAAGUUUUAUGUGGCACGGGAGAGGUCUUC
Messenger RNA from Nyctereutes procyonoides (raccoon dog), 3497 nucleotides. RefSeq names its product RNA pseudouridine synthase D4 (gene RPUSD4). Bases 1 to 1137 code for a protein of 378 amino acids. Gene Ontology annotation, molecular function: pseudouridine synthase activity; RNA binding. Gene Ontology annotation, biological process: pseudouridine synthesis. Lineage: Eukaryota; Metazoa; Chordata; Mammalia; Carnivora; Canidae. The transcript is spliced from 7 exons. The record is from RefSeq and is a predicted model, not a curated record.